Penicillium longicatenatum is the source of this 186-nucleotide messenger RNA. RefSeq lists its product as uncharacterized. NCBI's taxonomy places the organism in Eukaryota, Fungi, Ascomycota, Eurotiomycetes, Eurotiales, Aspergillaceae. The record is from RefSeq and is a predicted model, not a curated record. The coding region runs from base 1 to 186 and encodes 61 amino acids. The transcript has a single exon.
AUGCCUCAACGCUCUCACUUGGCUAUAACCCGGCCUAGUCUUGUAUCAGACUCUCCAACUUCCAAUUUUCCAUCCGAAAUCUACCAUGACGAACAGCAAGGCACGGAGAAUUGGCUGACCACUGCUGGCGACCGCCAUCCUCCUUCACCGCAUGAUUUCCCCACUGGAGAAAGCCAUGAGGAGUAA